AUGAAUUCCUUAAACCCAGCAUUAACAGUCGAUAUUGUUAAAAAUCAUAUCGGAAAAUGGAUAAGAAUCCAAAAAGUCAUAGAUAAUUCAGAAUUUUGUAAUCUAUCAACUUGGUCAAAUUCUCAGAUUUAUUCUAAUAUGACUUCAUCUUUUAAUAAUACUAAAGAAAUAUUAACAGAACCAUAUAAUAAUGUAUCAAAUACCUUAUAUGUAGGUUUAAUGGGAUGUACAAGUUGUAAUCCUCCAAGUGGAACUUUAGAAGUAUUAGAUCAUUUUAAAAUGGAUGCAUUUUGUUUAAUUGGUAUAUGGAGAUGUGAUUGGAAUAUUACUAAAUGUUUAUUUGUUACAGAUGCUGAAUUUAUAACAGAAAUAAAUUUUGGAGAAAAAAUAUAUAUGAUAAAAGAAGUAAAAUUUAUAUCAUUAGAAGGGAACAAUAUUGAAUAUUUAAAUAAAGGUAUAUUAAAUUUAUGUGUGAGUAAUCCACAAUUAUCAUCUAUUUCUACUGCAGAAUCAAUGAUUCAAUCUAUUUUUAAUAAAGGAGGAUUUUAUUUUAGUACAAAUUCUUCCUGGGAUAUAUCUCGUAAUAUGAGAUCUUCUAUAAUACAAGGUAGUUUCAAUGAUUUACCAGAUGAUAGAUUUACAUGGAAUUAUAAUUUAUUAUUACCAAUAAUUGAAGGUGGUCAAAAUACUUCUAAAUGGGCUUGUCCAAUUAUCUAUGGAUUUGUAGAAUAUUCGAAACUAGAUUUUAACUUAGAUAUUAAGAAUAAUAUUGUGAAUGAAGAAAUAUUUGAGGAGAUUAUUAAAGAAAGAAAUGAUAAUAAUAAUAAUUCAAAAUUAAAAUAUUCACAAAAAGAAAUAGAAAGUAUAGAACUUGUUUUGAUUUCAAGAAAAGAUUUUAGACGUCAUGGAGUUAGAUAUCUUAGUAGAGGAGCUAAUUUAAAAGGUAAUGUUUCAAAUUCAGUAGAAACAGAACAAUUAAUAAUUAUUAGAAGAUCUAAUUCAAUUAAAAUUUAUAGUUAUAUACAAUAUAGAGGUUCAAUUCCUUUAUUAUGGCAACAACUUCCAAAUUUAUGUAAAACUCCUCCAGUAAAUCUUCAUAAAGAUUCUAAUAAACAUAGAAUUGCAAUUAAAAAUCAUUUUAAAGAUUUAUGUAAUAAAUAUUGUUUAGAUUUAAAAACUAUUAAUAAUUGUGGAUUAUAUAAUAAUAUAAAAGUUGAAAAUAAUUCUCAGAAAAGUUCUUCAGAAUCUAAAACUGGUAUAAUAAUAGUAACUAACUUAAUAGAUCAUAAACGUCAUGAGCUAAUUUUAGGAAAUGAAUUUGAAGAAUAUUUAGAAAAUAUUAAUAAUGAAUAUGAAAAUUCUAAUAUAAAAAGUGAAGGUUCUAUACAAGAAAGUGAAAAUGAAAGUAAAAAUCUUACCCAAAAAAGUAAGAAUUCCAGUGAAUUAUUAGAGAUAAAUAAAUCUAAUUUUAAUAUAAAAUUUUGUUGGUUUGAUUUUCAUAAGGAAUGUGCAAAUAUGAAGUGGGAAAAUCUUCAAUAUUUAAUAGAAAAGCUCAUAAAAUUAGGUUUAGAUGAUAUUUGGUGUACAUCAAUUUUAAUUGAAGGUGAUAAAUUAAAAGAUGAACCUAUAUUCUCAAUAAUACAAGGUCAUAAUCAAAAUAAUCAAUUAAAAGUUACUAUUAAUUCUGUUCAAAAUGGAAUUUGUAGGACUAAUUGUAUAGAUUGUUUAGAUAGGACUAAUGUUGUUCAAUCUGUAAUUGGAAGACGAAUUUUAUUAAAAUUAAUAAAAUCUCUAUUUUAUUCAAAUGUUGGAGAUAAUAUUAAUAUUAAUUUAAUAAAGUCCCCUUUUGAAUCAAUUCCUGGAAUUCCAUCUAAUGAACAAUCCUUUAGAAAUAUAUGGAGUAAUAAUGCUGAUGCUUUAAGUAAAUUAUAUAGUGGAACUCCAGCUCAAAAAACUGAUUUUACAAGAUUUGGAAAACGUACAAAAUUUGGAAUAUUUCAAGAUACAACUUAUUCUAUUAGAAGAUUUAUAAUUAAUAGUUUUAUAGAUGGUUAUAUUCAAGAUUCACUUUAUGUAUUUACUAGUAUAUGCAGUCAUCCAAAUAGUAAUUUAUUAGUAAAAACACCUUUAUAUAAUAAACUUCAACUAAAUAAAUUAAAAAUUCUUAAUUUUCCUAUAUUAAUGACUAUUAUACAAUAUAUUAUUAUUUUAAGUAUACUUUCUUUUUUACCUUAUGUUAAGAAUUCCAUAAAUAUUAUUUGUCAUCUUGGUGGGAAUAUUUCAUGCUUUUUUACUAUUGGUCAUAUUUUAAAAAUAAUUCAUAUUAUAAGCUAUUUAUUUGAACAAGAAAACCUCAAAAUAUAUAUUCAAUCUAAUUGGUUAGAAAUAUUAAAUUCUCUAUUACCAUCAAAUAAAUGUAUAUUAUAUCCAUUAUCUGGUUUUUUCAUUAUUUUAUCUAUUAUAUUAUUAGGAUUUUUUUAUUUUGUUAAAAUUAGAGCUUCUAGUAUUGCAACUAGACCUAUUUUAGAUGAAACAUAUAUUGAUGGUUGGGAAUAUUCAGAUAAUGAAUCAAAUAUAGAUAAUAAAUAA
Messenger RNA from Cryptosporidium muris RN66, 2589 nucleotides. Its product is annotated as SacI domain-containing protein. Gene Ontology annotation, molecular function: phosphatidylinositol-4-phosphate phosphatase activity. The record is from RefSeq and is a predicted model, not a curated record. The transcript has a single exon. NCBI's taxonomy places the organism in Eukaryota, Apicomplexa, Conoidasida, Eucoccidiorida, Cryptosporidiidae. Gene Ontology annotation, cellular component: endoplasmic reticulum. Gene Ontology annotation, biological process: phosphatidylinositol dephosphorylation. Bases 1 to 2589 code for a protein of 862 amino acids.